Pyricularia oryzae 70-15 is the source of this 3699-nucleotide messenger RNA. RefSeq lists its product as uncharacterized. Gene Ontology annotation, biological process: dephosphorylation. Gene Ontology annotation, molecular function: phosphatase activity. The transcript has 3 exons. NCBI's taxonomy places the organism in Eukaryota, Fungi, Ascomycota, Sordariomycetes, Magnaporthales, Pyriculariaceae. The coding region runs from base 480 to 2300 and encodes 606 amino acids. The record is from RefSeq and is a predicted model, not a curated record.
UUGGCCAAAAGCUUUACCAAGUAAGCUUGCAGCUUGCCUCAAGGUACCUGCCACCAUCUUUUAGCUUGCCCUCCUCUUGAACCCUCCAUGCCGGACCUCUUUACUGGCACCCCAUGGACCGGCGACGGUCGACAUCAGCGCGCCGCCAAGGACAUACGCCAUAAUGCUACACUACGACUUGCAACAAGAUCGCGUGCGAUGGGCCAGAGCUUCCACCGCCCGGUCACCUGCGGCCGACGUAAGUAGAGCGCAGCUCGCCGCUGCUCUCGCUUAGCUUCGAAGCUCUUGUUCCUCAUGUCGCGCAUACGUUUCUUUUCCAUUUGGGUGAACCACCUGCGCUCCUUGCAUAGUUUCUGUCUCCCAAGAUAGAUACUCUUUGCCAUUUUGCAGACCGGUUAAGUCCGAAUCCGCCCCUUUGUGGACAUUCCUGCGCGUAUUUCCCAAUCCGGUUGCCUUGGUCCUCGACAGGGUAGACCGAUAUGGCACUUACAUUGAGCUUGAGCGCUCUCGCAGUUGGAGUCUUGGCGCAGUCGGCAUCAUCGGAAGAGAUCGUAUGGUCCUCGGUCGCCUACGUCUACCAUGGCGAACGGCAACCUCUUGUCGCCCUCGGCAGUCCAGUUCUCACACCGCUUGGAGCCCAGCAAAUGUUGGCCCAAGGCGCUCACUUUCGCUCCCGAUACUUAGGCAGUGGAACAUCUGAAAGCACCGGGAGCUCAUACCGUAUCCCGAGUCUUGAUCCAGAUUCUCUGGAUUCCACCAAGAUAAGCAUACUUUCCAGCGACGAUGCAUACGUCUCCUCGAGUGCCAUUGCGUUCAUGCAAGGCUUGUAUCCCCCUGUCACGGGAACCAUGGCCGGAAUUGCGGGAGGUGCUUCGGUCGCCAGGCUUGCCAACAAUUCUUUUGUCGAAUUUCCACUCAACGGCUAUCAGUACCCUAGAGUACAAGCAUCUUCGAUGUUGAGCUCUGAAUCGGUCUGGACCCAGGGAUACCGGGAUUGUCCUUCCAAAACUCACUCAGAGCUGGAUAUUGUCAAAAACGAGGAAAUGAAGAAGCUGAGAGCAGACUCACAACCUCUCUUCAACAAAUUUCGGGAUGUUUUGUUGGAAUCCUCGGGGCUGUUCAAGAGCGACUCGGGUUUAGAAUACGACUAUUUCGGCAAUGCUUACGAUGUUUACGACUUUGUCCGAUACAACUAUACCCACGACAAUGCCACGCAGACCAUCAUCCCACGGGCAGAUAUUGACAGCCUCCAGAAAUAUGCCGCUCGGCAGCAACAAGAGUUGCACGGUAACCUAACUGUGAGCGGUACAGAGCCAAAAGACCAGAUUCGCGCCAUCGGCGGCAAGACACUCGCCACGAGGAUUGUCUCGCAAAUCAGGGCAUCCGGUAAUGAUUUGGUCUCGACGCAUUCAAGCCUUCAAAAGAGCAAACUCACCUUGAUCUUUGGCUCUCAUGAACCCCUUGUAUCUUUAUUUUCACUCACUGGGCUCGUCAACGGUAACAGCAGGCAAGUCUUUGAGGCACUACCCAGCCCCGGGGCAGCAAUCCUUUUCGAAACUUUCACGGCCGGAGACAGGGCACCUGAGAAUGGCCAACAACCUCGAGUCGAAGACCUUUUAGUGCGCUUCUUGUAUCGCAACAGCUCGGAGGAUAGUGCACCAUUUGUGGCGUAUCCUCUUUUCGGCAGGGGCAACUCCGAAUGGCAGAUGAGAUAUACCGAAUUCACGGAGGCGAUGGACCGGAUAGUCGUGCCGACGUGGCAGCUGUGGUGUGCAGCUUGUGGCCAUGGGGCAACAUUCUGCCCUGGCAAUAAGGCUGUUACAUCGGGAUUGGAUGGAGUCAGCGCAUCGUACACAUCAAGAGGAAAUAUGAGCCUGGCAGUCGCAGGAGUUAUUGGUGCCGUUGCCGCCCUAGCACUCAUGACGAUUUUGACCGCCAUGGUAGCCCUUCUUGGCGGUCUCAGGGUCAGUCGCAGAAAUCAGACGCAGGCACAUGGUUCUGGAGGCCCUUUCGCGUCCGGUGGUUUCCGAGGCAAGGAGAAGAGAGAAAAUGAUCGUGACGUACAAGUCACCCCAGGCGGCAUCCGGCACGAACGUUCCGGUAGUUGGGAACUACGAAGCGCGGCUCCACAAAGUAAUCAACAAGCUGUGCGUGAUGUUAGUCCCAGACCCGGACUCUCCGUACUGCGGCCGCAAGGGAGUCAGAUGCCGGGGAAGCGAGGGGGCGAUGUAUCGCCACUGGACGAUGAGACGGGCAGCAUAUUCGGUGCAUCUCCUGUGGAGCCAAGGUCUGCCAUCUGAGCAUGGUAUUCUUUCUGUAUCUCGACAUGGACGCGAGCGGCCAACGUGUCGAUCUUUGAGAUGGCCACAAUGGUUCAGCUCGUCGCCAUGCCCAUGUGUCAUCCUUUGAUCAGAUUCAUACUCGCAACAUUCACGGCUAUCUUGCAUCUCUUCAACACCCGUCCGGUCUGAUAUACAGUAGUUUUGCACCUACACCUGUUCGACUUUUACUGUCUUGCAAUCCUGGGAUCUGGACAUCAGUGAUGGUUCUGGGGCUAGGGGUAAAGCUCUUUGGCAAGUUGGACCUACUGCAACUUGGAGCGAUGCUGCCAGCAUGUGGUACUUGCUAAAAGUUCAUUUUCACCAAAUAGGACUUUACCCUCAACCAUUCAUUGAAUGAGGGCAGGCUGGCUUUGUUGUCAGUCAUUGUAACUGAUUGGCCAACAUGAGACUAUACCCUUGUGGCAUUAAUUAUGAGCAAAGUAGGAACGGUUAUUUUGGUGGACGAGGAAUCUCGAAGCGACUACCUAGCUAUUGGUAGAUCCCUUGGGAGAAUCUUGAUGACAUAUUCUGUGUAGUUGGUUUAUAUCCACCGGUGUGUGUGCUCGUCAGAAAUUUACUCCGAUGGGGCACAUUUGGAAACACUCAAAGGUAUCACGAUUGAAACUGAAAAUCGAACCAAACUGACUCGCCAAGCGCAAUCUUUAACAGACCUUGAUUCUCACCUAGACUAGACCAAGUUCUAAUUAGUCUAGUUCUAGCUCUAGUCCACUUACACCAUCAUUAAUAAGCCCCCCGGCUAAGUCAAGUCUCGAACGGCACGUGGCAUGGUUUAUCUGCAGAUCAGUCAGAGGUGAUGAAGCCCGAGGGAAGCGGCAAACAUUCUAGACUAGAAUAUGUGCAACCUGGACCCCGCAAAAAAAAAAAAAAUGACGACUCGGAACAGCGAGUCAAAGAAGGUCGUCUCGACGAACGGUUCUCUGCAGAGAUUGGUUGGACUAUGCUGGACCGAACUGGGAGGUAGAAACAAAUCCAGCAAGCUAGGUACGUAGUAUGAAGUGGAGCCCAGACCAAGAAAAAGCCCAUUCCGGGGCUUUUUUUUCCCCUUGUUUAUUUCUAUGGUACAACAAUCCGCGAACAGAAAAAGCAAAUCGCCUCUUUGGGGAACGCGCACCUCGGCCGCAUCAUUGAAAAACAAAGUUCGGGAAGUGGGUUGGGCGGGCGAGUGGCACGCCUCGUCGGUUUGUCGCACUUUUGUUUGUGUUUGGUUGGCUCUGAGCCAUACACGACUCUGUACGUACAUGCCUACCUAACGCUAGCCGCACAAACCGUUGGUCAUUGCAAUCCGGGGGCUCCAUUUUAUUUAUUUUCUUCCCUUUUUUUCUCUUUGGUUAUUUUGACAGCGAACAAAAAAUAUCGG